CUCCACUCUCCCAUUGUUCGCAAAUAUAUACACGCACUAAUGCGAGAUUAAGUUUCGACUUUUCUUCAAGGUGGCUCAGUGAUCUCUAGACAUGGAUGCGAGCUACAAAGCCCGUAAAGAGGCUUUUGUGUCUAAUCUAGCUGGUGGGAGCAUCCUCGAGAUCAAUGCGGUGACCUUGGUAGCUCCGGCUGCUGUCCUUCUCUGGUCCGUCCUGCAGUCCCGUCUCUCCUUCUUCUCCCCGUACACCGCUGCGGCGCUGGUCACCGAUUUCCUGCUCAAUGUCCUUGCGAUUCUCUUCGCCACAACCGUGUAUUCGGCGGCACCAUGGACUCUCAACGCCCUCCUUGUCGCUCCAGCUGUGCUGCUGCUGCUCAAUUCACGACCUCAACGCGCCCAGCAGAAAGCCAAGCCCCCACCGAAGGCUGCCCAGUCCACGAAGGUGAAAUCCGAGCCCGACCAGUCCCUCCCGAUCCUUCCGUUCCUGACAACCUAUCGGGCAUGCAUGAUGAUUAUCACCUGUGCUGCCAUCUUGGCCGUGGACUUUCGCGUGUUUCCCCGGCGAUUCGCCAAAGUGGAAAACUGGGGGACAUCGCUGAUGGAUUUGGGCGUGGGGUCGUUUGUGUUCUCGGGGGGAGUGGUCUCAGCGCGCUCCCUUCUCAAGGGUCGUCAGAAUGGAGGCUCGAAGAAGCCUCUGGGUCAGCGAUUGGUGGAGUCUACCCGUCACUCCGUUCCGCUGCUCGUCCUGGGUCUGAUCCGGCUGUAUAGUGUUAAGGGUCUGGACUAUGCGGAGCAUGUGACGGAAUAUGGCGUGCAUUGGAACUUCUUCUUCACGCUAGGCUUCUUGCCUCCGUUUGUCGAGAUCUUUGACACUUGUGCUGCGCUGAUUCCAUCUUAUGAGCUCUUGUCUCUUGGGGUUGCGGCUCUGUACCAGGUGGUUCUGGAAUCCACGGAUCUGAAGAGCUAUAUCCUGGUCGCUCCCCGGGGACCCGACCUGCUUUCCAAGAACCGCGAAGGAGUUUUCUCAUUUGUGGGGUACUUUGCGAUCUUCCUGGCUGGCCGUGCCGUCGGCAUCCGGAUCAUGCCCCGCGGCACAUCGGCAUCCACAAGCCCGCAACAAGCCCGAAGAAAUGUGUUUGCUACUUUGGGAGGUCAGGCUCUACUCUGGACGGUGAUCUUUCUGUUCAACUCGACGUAUGCAUUCGGCUACGGCGCCAACAUUCCGGUAUCGCGGCGGCUGGCGAAUAUGCCAUACGUAGUAUGGGUGUCGGCCUUCAACAAUGCGCAGCUCUUCCUGUUCUGUCUCCUCGAGACGGUCUUCUUCCCCGCGGUUCACCGGACGGUGGGACGAGAGGGUGAAGCGGAGCGGGUCUCCUUUGCCACUAGUCCGACCCUGAGGGCCUUCAACAAGGGCGGACUGGCGAUUUUCCUGGUAGCCAACCUCCUUACCGGUGCGGUGAACCUGAGCGUCCCCACAUUGGACGUCAACACUGCGCAAGCCAUGGCGAUUCUGAUCGGCUAUGCCGCGGUACUUACGGCGGUUGCACUGGGACUGGACCGGGCUGGUAUAAAACUAGCACUUUGAGGGGUUGUAAGAAGUUGGAAUGUGUACCAUAACUAUAAGACUGUGCGGAG
Messenger RNA from Aspergillus saccharolyticus JOP 1030-1, 1632 nucleotides. RefSeq names its product putative GPI anchor biosynthesis protein Gwt1 (gene gwt1). Gene Ontology annotation, molecular function: glucosaminyl-phosphatidylinositol O-acyltransferase activity. The coding region runs from base 92 to 1582 and encodes 496 amino acids. Gene Ontology annotation, cellular component: membrane; endoplasmic reticulum. The transcript is spliced from 2 exons. NCBI's taxonomy places the organism in Eukaryota, Fungi, Ascomycota, Eurotiomycetes, Eurotiales, Aspergillaceae. The record is from RefSeq and is a predicted model, not a curated record. Gene Ontology annotation, biological process: protein localization to plasma membrane; GPI anchor biosynthetic process.